Pediculus humanus corporis (human body louse) is the source of this 1131-nucleotide messenger RNA. RefSeq lists its product as uncharacterized. The coding region runs from base 1 to 1131 and encodes 376 amino acids. The record is from RefSeq and is a predicted model, not a curated record. Lineage: Eukaryota; Metazoa; Arthropoda; Insecta; Psocodea; Pediculidae. The transcript has 3 exons.
AUGUCAUUAAUUGAAGAGUACUAUGAGCUUAAUGAGGCUGAAGAAGUAUUGGUUAUUUGGAAAAUUUUACAGAUAAUAUUUUAUGCAUCUGCAGCUUGUUUGGGGUUAUGGUGUGGUUAUACCAUUGCUAUUUUGAGGUUAAAAUUCGAAAACAAAUGUUAUUUAUUUACAUCUAUAAAAGUUGUAUCAGAAAAUGACAUGAAUUACGCCUCCGUCAAUUGGGAAAGUGAUUCCUGGUGUGAUUAUUGUCAAUACUGCAUGGUAUCUUCUUUCAUAGUGGCUACCAUUUGGGCUACUUUUUUUCUUAUGUGCGGAAAAGGUGGAAAGUCAAUAUCAGGUGUUGCUAUUUACAUUCAAAAAGGAACAGACUUCUUCUGCUUUCAAGUUGAUCCAAUGAAAAAUUUACAACCCAAAUCAUUGAUCAAAUAUUGCACACCAUUAGAAUUUUUUGUAUUCGAUGAUCCUCACAUAACAUCUUUUCAAAUUGAAACGGUUACAAAAACAUCUUGGGGCUGUGCUGUGUCUUGGCUUAUUCUAUUUCUCAUUUCUUUUGCUCGCAUAAUUUUUGUUAUAGAUUUUGAUUUGUACAAAAUAUGUGUUUUUAAAAUUGGAGAAAUGAUUCAAAAUAAAAAAGAAGAAGUUUUAAAAAUUACUAAUUAUGAGGAGCCUAAAAAAGUUCAUUUUGGAUAUGAAACUGGUAGAGUACAUAAUGAUGAAGUUGAAAAAGAUAAUAAAAUACAUACAAAAGAAAAAUAUUUACCCUUCCAACAACGUACUCUCUAUUAUGUUGGUAAUGAUAUAAGAAUGCUCAAUCAUGAAAAAAAUAGAAAACCAGUUUUGUUACUCGAUCAAGCAUAUAAACUAAAUAAACACAAUAUUGUUUUGAAACCAAUUAAUAUACCUGAACCAAGUUAUUGUAGUGUUAAUAAAGUACCUUCUUUUCAAAGUCAAAAUUCACUACAAGAUCUACCAGAACUUACUCCUAAUCAAUUUAAAAAUUUAAAAGAUACACUAAAAAUAGUUAUCAUACCUGAAUCCGCUGUCAUUUAUCUAUCUAUCUAUCUUGAUUUAAAGAUCAAACAAUCCCUUAAUCUAAUUAAAAAAUUUUUUGGUUUGGUUGUUUCACAAUAA